This is a messenger RNA of Eleginops maclovinus (Patagonian blennie), 1358 nucleotides long. RefSeq names its product transmembrane protein 88 a (gene tmem88a). Bases 521 to 1117 code for a protein of 198 amino acids. The record is from RefSeq and is a predicted model, not a curated record. Lineage: Eukaryota; Metazoa; Chordata; Actinopteri; Perciformes; Eleginopidae. The transcript is spliced from 3 exons.
CUGCUCCCCUGCCCAGACACCAGCAGCAGCCGUUAACACAGCACAGCCUGCUCUCUGUGCAUUCGCAUUGGAGGCAACACAGGAUACACGCUUACACACACACAUGCGCACACUCAUAAACACUUACACACUCAAUCAUAUCUCAAACUGGAGUCGGAGUGAGGAAACAGAAUGUCAGGGAAGGAAGCGCUGAAGCCAGUGGGAAAGCAGAAUUUUCCUCAAGUCUUCAGAGCUCUUUUCUGACCCAGCCGACAAGAGGUCUCAGGAAGACAUUUGGGUUCACGAGAGCGGGCAAAUAUCUCAUGGUGUUUUUUUGGAAAUAUUCCAGAACACAAAAAGGAUUGUAGAUUUAGUUGAGUAGUUGUAAGCUCACUUGGAUACCACUCUCAAGAUCUGGAUUUUAAAAAAAGAGAAGCCAUACAUCAGGAGGAAAUUCUUUAAAUUCUCUUUGUCUAAUACCAUUAAACGCUCUCCAGGUUCUUCAGAGUCCCAUCCUCCACAUCACCAGGUCUAUCUCACAAUGAGCCUCUCACGGAAUGGGACGCUGGAGAAGAAUGUGGCCGAGCAGCCCCAGUCUGAGCGGGGCUCCCCCUCCAGAGCGGGGUCAGGGGUCGUGGUGCCGCCUCCAUACUCUCUGGGCGGCAGUGAAGCCGCUGACACCCCGCUGGAGUUAAGGGGCUCAUUAGACUGCUGGGCAUGCUCGGUGCUGGUCACUGCACAGAAUCUGAUCAUAGCACUGAUCAACGGCGGGCUGGCCAGCAUAAUUUUCGGCAUCAUCCUCACCCCUUCUCUAGUCAUGAUCAUAUUCGGCUUCCUCUGCCACUCCACGGUGCAGCCCCACGGCACAUCUCUGUAUUGUUCAGACAUUCUGGAUGACGGCGGCUGUGUGGCUCUGCUGGUAGUGGGCUUUCUGCUGCUCACCCCUCUGCUGGUCCUGGCUCUCGCCGCCUUCUGUCGCCUGGCCCGACACCUCCAGCUGGGAAUGUGUUUUAUUCCCUACAGCCGUGCCGUCUACAAGAACCUGCCCGCCUCUCGCCACAGGAGGGCCGAUGCAGGAGGCUGCUGCGGCCAGCAGGGAGCUUCAGAGAGGGAGGGGAAGGGGAGUGUGUGGGUGUAGGAGCAGAGAGGAGGAUUGGAUAUGGUUUGAUAUGAAUCCCUGUUUAAUGAGGAGGGUGGCCUGGCUUCUUUUUUUAAAUUGUUUUACCUAUUUGCCUCUGUCCUUUUUAUUUUGUUGUACAAAGCCAUCAUAUUGCAUUGGUUGUUUUGAAAUCAAUAUUGCUUUUUGUUAACAAUUCAAUGUAUUGAAUGUAUUUCAUACCUUUUUACAAUAAAGUGUCACUCGACCUAAACAACUGAAA